Messenger RNA from Impatiens glandulifera, 2737 nucleotides. RefSeq lists its product as uncharacterized. The record is from RefSeq and is a predicted model, not a curated record. Gene Ontology annotation, molecular function: zinc ion binding; protein binding. The transcript is spliced from 4 exons. The coding region runs from base 237 to 2606 and encodes 789 amino acids. NCBI's taxonomy places the organism in Eukaryota, Viridiplantae, Streptophyta, Magnoliopsida, Ericales, Balsaminaceae.
UAUUGGGCUCGGUUGACUAUUAUAUAACAUAGACGCAGACUGAACGCCUCCAUUCUGGGUUCUUUUCAUCUUAACCUAAUUCCGGUCUGAUUCUGAACCAUCCUUCGACCUUCUUCUCGGAAUCAAUCAUCAAAACUAAUCGAUGCCUUUGUUACAGCGAUUGAGCGGCUAAAGGGUUCCAGAACUUCUUCUGCAGGGAUCAUUUCCAGUCCACAGAAGUUAAUCAAAAGUGCAAGAUGUCCACAAAGAGAAUUAUAACUAUAUGUCAGUCUGGUGGUGAGUUUAAGACGGAUGAAUCUGGGUCUUUAUCGUACAGCGGAGGGGUGGCUUAUGCAGUGGAUAUUAAUCAGGAAACGAAAUUAAAAGCUUUCAGGAAGGAACUGGUUGAAACAUUUGGCUGUACUCUUGAUCGCAUGUCUAUCAAGUACUUCCUUCCUGAAAACGAUAAGACUCUGGUAUCAAUCUCCAAGGAUAAGGACCUGGAGAGUAUGCUAAAUCUCUUUGAGGACUCUGACCAAGUCAAUGUAUUUGUCACGCAAGAAGAAUGCAGCGCGCCAAAAGUAUCAAAAAAGCCUGUCAAAAGGUCAAAGAACAUAGCUGUAUCUGAAGAUAUUGUUCCUACUCUGAUGAUACCUUCUACCAGCAAUACUGAAGUUAAUGUCCCAAUUGAUAUGGACAACCCAAUUGCAACAUCACCUUUUGACAAUAUUAUUGACAUAGACAUUGUAGACAGUCAAACCAAACUUGCCAAUGAAUCAGGUGCUGAAAUUAUUAGUGUUGGUCAAAGAUUCCGUAGUUUCUCAGAAUUUCGUGAAGCUUUGCUGAGGUACUCUAUUGCUCAUGGGUUUAUUUUUCGAUAUAAGAAAAACGACAGCUACCGCAUAAGUGCCAGAUGCAAAUAUGAAGGUUGUCCAUGGAGGAUAUAUGCAUCUAGGGUGGCCUCCACUACCCAAUUGUUUUGCAUUAAGAAAAUGAAUCCAAAUCAUCUGUGUGAAAGAGCUGAUUCAAGAACUGGCUAUAGGGCAUCUAAGGGCUGGGUUGGAAGUAUAGUGAAAGAGAAACUGAAAACCUCCACACAUUUCAAGGCUAAGGAUAUUGCCACCAUCAUUGAAAAGGAAUACGGAGUGGUACUGAACCCUGCUCAGGCAAAUCGUGCAAAAUUGCUGGCCAAGGAGGAACUUUCACGCUCAUAUGAAGAUGCGUAUAAUCAGCUGCCUUACUUGUGUGAAAAAAUAUUAGAAUCUAAUCCAGGUAGCAUUGCUGCAUUAGCCAUAAGAGAGAAUUCAAGCUUCCUGGGGGUCUUUGUUUCAUUUCACGCCUUGAUUUCUGGUUUCCAGCUAGGUUGCCGUCCUUUGAUCUUUAUUGACAGCAUCCCUUUGCGAUCAAAAUACCAAGGGGUGCUAAUAGUUGCUUCGGCUCCUGAUGGUGAUGACGGUAUUUUUCCAGUUGCAUUUUCUGUUGUAGAUGUUGAGAGUGAGGAGAAUUGGCUUUGGUUCAUUAUGGAGUUAAAAUCUGCUUUGUCAACAUCCCAUCCGAUCACAUUUGUUGCUGAUUUCAGGAGGGGUUUGAGAGAAGCCAUUAAUCAGAUGUUUGACAAUGGCCAACAUGGGUUUUGUAUUCGUCAUCUUGUUGAUAAACUCAAUGAAGAUAUAAAAGACCUCCCACAUGAAACUAGGAGUAUUGUGAAUCAAUAUAUUUUUAGUGCUGCUUAUACUCCGACUGUUGAUACUUUUCGACAAUACAUUGAGAAGAUAGAAUCUGUAUCACCUGAAGUCUAUAAUUGGGUAGUACAGAGUGAAGUUCAUCAUUGGGCAAAUGCUUUCUUUACAGGAGCCCGAUAUAACCAUUUAACAUGUGAUUUCGGGAGGAUAAUCUAUAGCUGGGUUGCUGAUGCUCAUGAGUUUCCGAUAACGCAGUUACUUGAUGUUUUGAUAAACAAGACGAUGGAGUUAGUUUAUACUCGCAGGGCUGAUUCCAGUAAGUGGAUAACUAAGCUAACUCCAUCCAUGGAAGAAAAGCUAAAAUGUGAGAUUUCGAAAAUCAGCUCACUUCAAGUGUUUCUUUCACAUGAUGACAUAUAUGAAGUUCAUGGUGAGUCUGUUGACGUUGUUGAUAUUGAACAUUGGGACUGUAGUUGCAGGGGUUGGCAGCUUACAGGGUUCCCUUGUUCCCAUGCUAUUGCUGUUCUUGAGUUUCUUGGAAGGGAUCUUUAUUCUUACUGCUCAAAGUACUUUACUGUUGAAAGUUACUGCCUAACCUAUGCCGAAUCGGUUCACCCAAUCCCAAUCAUGGAAAAAACGGAACAAAGCAAGCCUUCUACUGGAACAAUCCUGGUUACUCCUCCCACCAAACGGUCGUCGCUGAAAAGAUUGGAACAGAAUAGUCUUUCUCAAGUUGCUGCAGCAACCAAACGAAAGCGUAAGAAGAAGCAGUCAGCAUCCCUUGAACUGAGCAAACGGCAGUUCAAGUGCAGUAGAUGCAAGGGAUUGGGGCACAAUAAGAAAACAUGCAGUGCCUCAAACAGCGACUCAUCAUCGGAGGAGGAUGGCCUGGACAUAGAACUGCUCACAAACAAAGAUACAUUUUUCCCUACAUUUGGUAGCUGAUUGAUCCCCCUUAGUGUCUUCUUCGUCUAUAACUGUUAGCAGACUUUUCUUUAUUUGGGUGGGGUGGGGGGAUGUAAAUUAUAACUGGUUUAUGCUGCAUCAUAUCAUGGAUUGAAUUCAAUUUUUCAUUA